AUGGAUGGAGGAAAUCACUCAAUGGUGUCUGAGUUCUUGUUGCUGGGCCUCACCGGUUCUUGGGAGAUUCAGAUUCUCCUCUUCCUGUUUUUCACAACAUUUUAUAUAGCAAGUAUGCUGGGGAACCUUCUCAUUGUGCUCACAAUCAUCUCAGACCAUCACUUACAUUCCCCAAUGUAUUUCCUGCUGGCGAAUCUCUCAUUCAUUGAUACAGGUGUUUGCAGCAUUGCAACCCCAAAGAUGAUCUACGACCUUUUCAGAAAACACAAAGCCAUCUCCUUGAAAGGGUGCAUCACUCAGAUGUUCUUCAUUCACACUGUUGGGGGGACAGAGAUGGUGCUGUUGAUAGUCAUGGCCUAUGACCGAUACGUGGCUAUCUGUAGGCCCCUCCACUACCUGACCAUCAUGAGCCUCAGAGUGUGCAUUUCUCUCUUGGCUGUUGCUUGGACCAUUGGGCUCAUCCACGCUGUGGCCCAACUGGCUUUUGUGGUGAACCUCCCCUUCUGUGGCAGCAACCAAAUGGAUAGCUUUUAUUGUGAUUUUCCUCGGUUCAUCAAACUUGCGUGCACAGACACAUACAGGCUGGAGUUUCUGGUCACUGCCAACAGUGGUUUCAUCUCCAUGGGCACCUUCUUCAUCUUGAUUGCGUCUUACAUCUUCAUCCUGGUCACGGUUCGUAAGCACUCUUCAGGUAGUUGCUCCAAGGCCCUCUCCACACUCUCAGCUCACGUUACUGUUGUGGUUUUUUUCUUUGGACCUUGCAUUAUUGUGUAUGUGUGGCCAUUCCCUACCUUACCCAUAGACAAAUUUUUAGCUAUUUUUAAUGUUGUUAUCAUCCCUUUUAUGAAUCCUGUCAUUUAUACAUUUAGAAAUAAGAAGAUGAAGGAGGCCAUGCAGAGGGUGUUUGUUAAGGCUUUGUAUUUUGGGAAGAGUUCUUUCACGCAUGCUGCAAGAAAUUCAGUGUCAUCUUGA
Molecule: messenger RNA, 972 nt
Organism: Lepus europaeus (European hare)
Lineage: Eukaryota; Metazoa; Chordata; Mammalia; Lagomorpha; Leporidae
Product: olfactory receptor 4F3/4F16/4F29-like
Exons: 1
Coding region: 1-972 (323 amino acids)
Biological process (GO): G protein-coupled receptor signaling pathway
Cellular component (GO): membrane
Molecular function (GO): G protein-coupled receptor activity; olfactory receptor activity
Source: RefSeq, a predicted model, not a curated record